Scleropages formosus (Asian bonytongue) is the source of this 764-nucleotide messenger RNA. RefSeq names its product cAMP-specific 3',5'-cyclic phosphodiesterase 4D-like. The transcript has a single exon. Lineage: Eukaryota; Metazoa; Chordata; Actinopteri; Osteoglossiformes; Osteoglossidae. The record is from RefSeq and is a predicted model, not a curated record. The coding region runs from base 190 to 630 and encodes 146 amino acids.
CGUAAUUAUACUUCUUCGAGCUGUCCAACUUUUCGGACCUUGUGAGUAACCCGCCAAGCAGAGGUGGAGCAGAAAAAGACAAGAAAAACGAAAAAAAGCGUAACUGUAACACAAAUAGGGAUCAUUGCUUUCGCGCUCCGCGCCGCUCGGUGUGCCGCGGGUUACUGCGCCUCGAGCUCCAGCCUCGCGAUGGAUGGGACGGAGAGCGCGCGCGCCGGAGGGACAGCAGCAGCCGCGGUAGUGGUGGCGGCAGCGGCGGCAGCCACAGCAGCAGCAGCCCUGGGCGCGGGCAGCGGCAGUCACAGUCACGGUCAGAGUCACAGUCAGAGUCACAGCCACAGCCGCGGCGGUGGAGAUGCGAGCGCUCCGAAGCAUCUGUGGAGGCAGCAGAACCCGUCCUCUCUCCCUCCGCACCUCCACCACCUCCACCUCCACCUCCUCCACCAGCAGCAGCAGCCGCUCGCAGCCAGGAAGCACCACCGGGUGAGACAAAGAGGAUUUUCCGACACCGAGAAGUACCUGUGCCCUCGAACCAUGGACCGGACCUACGCGGUGGACACCGGACACCGACCCGGCUUGAAGAAAUCCCGCAUGUCGUGGCCGUCCUCCUUCCAGGGACUUCGACGGUGAGCCCUGCGCCCUUGCCUUUUGUUUUGUACUUUGAAAUACUAGUCAGUGAGCGCGGUUGAGAAAGUGAGAAGCCAGCAGGGCGUGUGCGGAUGAAGGAUGAAAAGGACUCGAGCGUCUCCGAGCUGCCGAACCGA